Messenger RNA from Lycium barbarum (goji berry), 2357 nucleotides. RefSeq names its product transcription factor bHLH110. Lineage: Eukaryota; Viridiplantae; Streptophyta; Magnoliopsida; Solanales; Solanaceae. The transcript is spliced from 7 exons. The record is from RefSeq and is a predicted model, not a curated record. Gene Ontology annotation, molecular function: RNA polymerase II cis-regulatory region sequence-specific DNA binding; protein dimerization activity; DNA-binding transcription factor activity, RNA polymerase II-specific. Gene Ontology annotation, cellular component: nucleus. Bases 891 to 2111 code for a protein of 406 amino acids. Gene Ontology annotation, biological process: regulation of transcription by RNA polymerase II.
CACUGCACUUUUUCACUCCUUCAAAAGCCUUGGGAUUGAAGGCAGCAGCGCCAGGCAAUUUUAAUCACAGCCUUAGGGAAUUAUAAUCAUCUCCCUGUAAUUGCAGUCACCUAAAAUACCUAGCUACCCCUCCACCAAAAUAAAAUUAAAAAAAUACAAUUAUAUAGGAUACCCUUGGAGACAAGAGUGGGAGACAUGAAAUUCGUUUAUAUAUUGUGAAGGGCAAAAAGUUUGGCAGAAAAGGGGAAAAAUAGUAUACAUUAUAGUGUACCUUAUAUACUCAUAUUUGUUCCAUUUUAUAUAACAUCCCUUCCUUUUUAGUCUAUUUCGCAGAGAACGUUCAUUUUUCCAUAUUUAAAUCGAUUUUUUUUUUAUAGUAUUAUAACUCUAAUGUCAUGAUAUUUUUAAGACUAUAUGAUAUUUUUGAUACGUAAUAUAAGCGCUUUUAUUUAUUUUUUCUUAAGAAAAAUCGUAUCCAGAUAAAUACCAUCAUAUAAAAUGAAAAGGACGGAGUAUAUAUAUUAUAUUAUGAGAGCUCUAGCUAUGGGUUCUAUCUCUUCUUGCUUUGCUUGUUUUCUUUCUUUUCAAGAUUGCUUUUUAAUCCCUUUGAGACAUCGAAUGAGUAAGAACAAGACUUAUAUGGUGAAAAGUUGCUAAAAGUGAAGAUGGAAAAUUUAUGUAUUUUUCUUUUCAGUUGAAUAUAGGAUACUAGUAUAUACUAUUUAGUAGCAGAAAGGAGCUAUAGCUUAAGGGUUUUUACAGAGAGAAGAUGAGGAGGAGAGGAGAAGUAUGAGUAUUACUUUUGCUUUUUAAUUAUUCUUCAUCUUGGGAUUUUCAAGUGCCUUAAAAAACAAAGGUGAAAAAAGCAAACUUCAGAUAUUUUUUUUAUUAUGGAGCCUGCAAAUCUCCAUCACCACCAACAUCAACAGUAUCAUCUGCUCCAGUUCCAAGAUCAGCUUCCCCUUAUUGGUAUUUCUCCAAAUUCUUCUUCAUCUUCUAAUUCUUGCUAUGGAGUUCCAACAACAAACACUACACAUACUUGGACCCCAUGUACUACUAUCUUUCCUGGAAGUAGUCUCAAUUCAUAUUCUAGUGGAGCCAUCAUCAAUACUACAAACUCAUCAAGUGAUCCAUUAUUAUUAAGGCAGCAAUUACAAAGUGGCACAAACCUAGUUUCUAUGAGUACUACUCAAGAUUUGGGCUUUCACUGGGCUAAUAGCAACAUCAACAGCCAAUUAGUAAAGCAAGAAAAUUCAUUAUCAGAUUCAUAUCCAAGAUUCACUCAAAUGUUGAAAAGUCCAAGUAUAGAGGAAAGAGAAUUGAGUGAUAUGAAUGCUAAGCUUUUGCUUGGAACUCUUUCUAAUACUGGGCUUCAACUUUAUCCUGGAGAUAAUAAUAAUCUUCUCUAUUCUUCAAACUCUAGUAGUACUAAUAGAGUAAGAUUUAGUCAGAUAUAUCCCACAAUAAACGUGUCCAACUUGAAUAUAAAUCAAGCAAAUUCUAGCUCUUUGGACAUGAAUUUACAGCCAUUGGAUCUAAUCAAUUCUGCAAGAUAUGGAGGGAGCUUUAGCCAGACAUAUGGCCUAGCAAAUCAUUUUCAGCAAUCAUCAAGUGAAAGUCCAGUAGAUAGCUCCACAAGUAUAUCAGCCUUUAGUAAUGGAGUGCCUGAAGCUAAAAGGACCAGCAAUACUUUGGAGCCUAAUAAAGGCCCUCAAAAUGCACCAAAGAAAUCAAGAGUAGAUUCACGCGCAUCAUGUCCACCCUUUAAGGUGAGGAAGGAGAAACUAGGAGAUAGAAUAGCAGCCCUUCAACAAUUGGUGGCGCCUUUUGGCAAGACGGACACAGCAUCGGUACUUAUGGAAGCUAUUGGUUAUAUCAAAUUCCUUCAAAACCAAGUUGAGACACUAAGUGUGCCAUACAUGAAAUCUUCACGCAGCAAAGCCAGCAGAUCAUUGCAUGGAGGUGGUGGAGAGAUGAAUAAUGGGAGUGAAGAAAGUAAAAGAGAUCUUAGAAGCAGAGGGUUGUGUUUAGUGCCAUUGUCAUGCUUGACUUAUGUGACUGAUGGUGGUGGAGGUGUUUGGCCACCCCCUAACUUUAACGGAGGCACUUAAAUUCCCAACUUAUAAGACUUUAUUCUAGCUCAGAAGACUGAGAAAUCAUUUUUAUUUUACCAUUUCGCUUUAAUGGAGCAAACUUGGUCAUUCUGUGGAAAACAAAGAUUGAGAUUGAAGGAUAGACCAAGUUUGAUCCAUUAAUGCAUGGGUUGUUAGUUUAACAUUACGUUUUCAUAUUAUUUUGUUAUUCUAGACUCUUCUGGGUGCGACUAAUUGUGCUAUGCUAGUUUGAUUUCAAAGUGA